Molecule: messenger RNA, 288 nt
Organism: Sparassis crispa
Lineage: Eukaryota; Fungi; Basidiomycota; Agaricomycetes; Polyporales; Sparassidaceae
Exons: 1
Coding region: 1-288 (95 amino acids)
Source: RefSeq, a predicted model, not a curated record
AUGAAAUCACUUUACAGUGCUCUCCCGAGCACCUCCGACGAUGACGACGAAAUGAAACAGCUGGUUCAUUCAUCCGAGGAGCUCGCCCCGCCCGGUAUUCCUGCCGCAAAUUUAUCCCAUAGGAUGAUAGUGCUAUUGUACAUCCUCUGCGCGUUGACGAUGCUUUUCGCUGCGAUCAAUCUUGCGGCUACCAUCGACGGGUUUCAGUAUACCCGCACCGGUGCCGUCGCCAUCGAGGACCUACCGCGCCCGGACAUAUUUGCAGGUCUGCCCCGCGUAGAACAUUGA